AUGUUCGCCAUUUUUAAUCCCUAUUUCCUUUCUUCGCUUGUUUAUCUGUUAUCUUUAUUUUUAGCCAUUACGUCUUUUACUUUAAUCUAUCUAUCUAUCUAUCUAUCUAUCUAUCUAUCUAUCUCUAUCUAUCUAUCUAUCUAUCUAUCUUUGUCUUCCGCUAACCAUUACUGUACCGUGCCUCCUAUCUAUCUAUCUAUCUAUCUAUCUAUCUAUCUAUCUAUCUAUCUAUCUAUCUAUCUAUCUAUCUCAGUCUGUUCCUAUCUAUCUAUCUAUCUAUCUAUCUAUCUUGAUAUCAGAAAGAGGUACCAGCUGAUCAGUCAGCUAAUCGUAGACAUCGGACGACAAUUGAAAACAUGUGGAAAAGUUCCAAUUAACCUGCUUUUGAUAGGUAAGCAUUUAACACAUCUAUCUAUCUAUCUAUCUAUCUAUCUAUCUAUCUCUGUCCCCCUCAUUUUCCACUUUGUCUCAAUUUUCCACAUCUAUCUAUCUAUCUAUCUAUCUAUCUAUCUAUCUAUCUAUCAGCAAAACUACCCUCUUUCUUCAUUUCUAUCUCCUCACUCCUUCGUUUUGUUCACUCUUUUAACUUUUCAUUGUCCGCACCUCUCCGUCUCUUUACUUCCCCCAGCAAAAUCUUUCGCCCACAUUCUUCUCCCUUGUAAACUCGUCUUCCUUUCUCGCUCCUCGUCCAUCCUUAUACCAGUGAUAUCCCAUAAUUCCCAGUGCCAAAAGGCACACGCAUGCGUAUAUUACCACCAGCAAACUCCCGACGCCCCAGAUGCACUCUCUUCUACUUGUUUAUCAAGUAACAGUUCAUAUGAUUAUCUAUCUAUCUAUCUAUCUAUCUAUCUAUCUAUCUAUCUAUCUAUCUUUGCAGAACAAGAAUAA
This is a messenger RNA of Acanthosepion pharaonis, 888 nucleotides long. Lineage: Eukaryota; Metazoa; Mollusca; Cephalopoda; Sepiida; Sepiidae. The record is from the annotation of a GenBank genome assembly.